Messenger RNA from Westerdykella ornata, 1519 nucleotides. RefSeq lists its product as uncharacterized. NCBI's taxonomy places the organism in Eukaryota, Fungi, Ascomycota, Dothideomycetes, Pleosporales, Sporormiaceae. Bases 26 to 1519 code for a protein of 497 amino acids. The record is from RefSeq and is a predicted model, not a curated record. The transcript is spliced from 3 exons.
CUUCCAGAGAAGCCAUCCCAUAACAAUGCCAGCUCAACCGCGUGAUGAGAAUAUCUUCCUGCACGCGGAAUUUGACCUCCACGCCCUUCUUUGUCUUGCUAAACGACUUCGCAAAAGAGCUUGCACCUGUGAAUUGUCUCAGAGGCCCAUAGGCGGUAGCUUUAACUGGACCAUAGUUCUCUCCUUUGAUGACGGAGUCGAAUGGAUUUUUCGCUCCCCUCGGACGCAUCGUGCUUACGGUAUCCACGACGAUGCUGCGGCGCUUUUACUUGCCAGCGAGGCGGCAACGCUUAAGUAUAUCAAGAAGCACAGCUCGAUUCCUGUCCCUGAAGUGUUCUAUUACAGCUGUACCAAGUCAAAUGAAGUCGGAGUUCCCUUCAUUUUGAUGAGCAAAGCACCAGGCUCUGUGCUGAGCACGCGAUGGCAAGCUGAAUUGCCUGGAAUGCCGAAUGAUGAUACCAAAUCCGCACAAUAUCUCACGCAGGAAGAUAAAGAGAAGGUGAUGAAGCAACUUGGGGCAAUAACUGCACAGCUACUACACCUGCGGGUUGACAAGAUAGGGUCACUCUUUGAAGAAGAAGGAAGCUAUACUGUAAAGGAGUGUCUUUCGUUGGGGCACAUGUUGCACGAGAGAUGUACAUUUGAAGAAAUCUGCCGCGGUCCUUUUGAUGAGGAGCAAGACUAUUAUAACUCGCUCCUUUCCGCAUAUCGGCAGCACAUCCAAUACCUUCCGAUGUUGCAUCACAUCUUCUUCGCCCCAGUACCUCUUCCGCUGGAAUACCGCAGUUAUGCUAGCUAUCUCUCUGCGACGGAUCGAUGGAACGAUUUCGUUACCCCGGUUCCUAGAAGACAUGAUCCCCACUUUCACAAACGACUGCGGGGCACACCGACAAGCCGUUCCGGAGUCGGAUUCCCUAUCCGUCACCAUGACCUUAGCACCAACAAUAUCUUCGUCGAUAAUGAUUGUAACAUCACUUGUAUCAUCGAUUGGCAGUUUGCCUCCUCCGUCCCAGUCAGUGAGCUACUCGCCACUCCCGGUAUGCCACACCCAAGAGAUCAGCCUGAACCAUUCCUUGUCUCUGCAUUCAGAGCUGGAGUUACAAGCCAUUUGGAAAGAGAAGGCGAAACAAUCAACCCUUCUGUUUUGGAAGUCUCAGAGAAGGUGUGGCAUUUCGUUCGGUUAACAGACAUGGAUGCCUUGCAGGACUAUAACCACUUUGCGGAGCUGCUUAUGUCGGUGUCUAAGAAACCAAUGGAUAUACCGAAGCUGUUUAGAGAGCAGUAUAACGAAAAGUCAAUCUCGGAAAUGUUGGAAGUCCUGGCAGCCGAUGAUGAUCAACAGAGCGACAUCGCAAGAAGAGAAAAUGAAUAUUUCUCAGCCGUGGGACGUGACCGAGAAGCAAUAUCAAGGAAGUUUACGAUGGCUUUAGAACUCAACCGAGGGUUCAUAGCGGAUGGGAGAUUAUGGCGCUGGAUGGAAGAUGCACUGGCUUCGACUCACGGACCGAACGGGUCCUGA